GCAACCAUCAACAUCUGAACUUCACUCUUGGCGAAGAUGUCAUGCCACUAUGAGGCGCAGGAAUCGUUCGCUGCUUAUGGCUGACCUCUUGGGAGCUACUCUAAUGCGAUUCACAAGUCCCGAAGAUUAGCUUUUGCACAAGGUCACAAUGAUCGUAGGCCAAGAGCUGCUGUACUGACGUCACGGUUAAACUUGAACUUGGGUGAUUUUCGCGGCAUGGUCAAUGCUGCAGGGUGCUGCAGUAAGGUACUCAAGGCCGCCAUGUCCUCAAAACAUUCCUUUGACCUCCGUUUGACCUACACGAUGACCACUCCUUGAGCAUGUUCCUAAAUCUUGGGUUCUUCGCUUAGCAUAUUGGACAUGUUCCGCCGGACUUGUCAGGUCUUUGUGCUCGCACUAUAAAGUCUUCCCCGCAUUUGUGGUCUUUAUCCCCUCAAGUCAUUGCACCACUUCCCGAUCUCGGGUCCUUUCUAAUUUCCAAACUCACCACUACUUGCCACUCAGUCAUGUCUCGAAACCGCGUCUUACAAGUCGAGUUUAGAUCCGACACGGUCCACCGGCUGACCGACAUUUCCGCUAGUAAAGAGCCAGACCUGCUAGCUGUCUUCCCGUUCCCCAGAAAGCUAGAAAUCUCUGAUACAAUAGGGUGUAUGAUGCCUACCGUUAGCCGAGCUAGGCUAAGCCUACUCAACCCCCCUCAGAACAAACCAAACAAAGAUCCAAUACUUGUUGCCUUGAUGUGGGCUCGCGGACCAGAUAAACACGAUGCUCUUCUCAAAAAAUGGUGCAUAUAUAAAAAGAAACUGGCCGACCUUCAAGGGGACGUUAUACCGAUUUGUCAUGGCUUGUUCACAGCUCUAUAUGGCGACGUGCGGAUCUCAUGUUUAGUUCUUGAAUGGUGUAUACCGUUUUUGACUAUCUACGAUGAUGGACUUAGCCAGACGAGGCUAGAGGCCGUUCGCAAGUUGCAUGCCAGAGGUAUUUGUCAUGGUGCGCUGCAGGAUCGCCGUAAUUUCAGAGUAGGGAGUGACGGAAAGAUUCGCAUUAUCGGUUUUGGCAAAGCUACUGAGCACAAGUGCCCUAACGCUAUCCCAUCAAAGUCAGUCGAUAGGAUAGGAAGGAUUUGCCAAGAGUUAGACGAGUUCGAAAGCUCCUACUACAUGCCGGGCACGAUAUGUGAUUUCACUGGCUUCUGUGAAUCACGUUGUUCUUCUUAUCCUCAUGUAUAGAUCCCUAUUUUAAUUUCAACGUAGUGGCCACAUAGG
Messenger RNA from Somion occarium, 1265 nucleotides. The record is from the annotation of a GenBank genome assembly. Lineage: Eukaryota; Fungi; Basidiomycota; Agaricomycetes; Polyporales; Cerrenaceae.